This is a messenger RNA of Lachnellula hyalina, 1542 nucleotides long. RefSeq names its product MFS glucose transporter. Bases 1 to 1542 code for a protein of 513 amino acids. The record is from RefSeq and is a predicted model, not a curated record. The transcript is spliced from 4 exons. Gene Ontology annotation, biological process: transmembrane transport; carbohydrate transport. Gene Ontology annotation, molecular function: carbohydrate:proton symporter activity. NCBI's taxonomy places the organism in Eukaryota, Fungi, Ascomycota, Leotiomycetes, Helotiales, Lachnaceae. Gene Ontology annotation, cellular component: membrane.
AUGUCUGGUGUCCUAGGCACACAGGCUUACAAGGUAUACUUUGGGAAUCCAGUAUCCUAUCGUCAAGGAGGAAUCACUUGUGCUAUGCCUUUUGGCUCCCUUGUCGGUGCACUAUCUUCGUCCUAUGUUGCGGAUCGAUAUUCUCGUCGGGCUAGUAUUCAGAUAGCUUCGAUCUUCUGGAUCGUUGGUUCAAUCAUUCAAUGUGCUUCUCAAGAUAUCGCCAUGCUGGUCGUUGGUCGUGUGGUUGCUGGCAUUUGUGUUGGUAUUGCCUCGUCCAUCUGCCCCGUGUACCAAGCAGAGAUCGCCCCCAAGGAAAUCCGCGGCCGGGUUGUCUCUCUACAACAAUGGGCUAUUACCUGGGGUAUUCUAAUCCAGUACUUCAUUCAGUACGGUGCAUCGUGGGUUGGAGGAGGUCCCGAUGAUAUCAACCAGCCAACGUCUGCAUUCCGUAUCCCAUGGGGGGUGCAGAUAGUUCCAGCUGUGCUACUCUUCUUCGGCAUGUACUUUUUGCCAAAGUCACCUAGAUGGCUAGCUUCGAAAGACCGCUGGGACGAGGCGAUCCAGGUCUUAGCUAAUCUACACGGCGGUGGCGAUCUCAACCAUCCCAAGGUCCUGGCCGAAUAUAAGGAGAUUGAAGAAGCGCUUCGAUUCGAUCGCGAGGAAGCCAUAAGCAGCUACAGACAGCUGGUUGAACCCCGCAUGUUGAAGCGUGUACUACUGGGAAUGUCAAUACAAAUGUGGUCUCAACUGUGCGGAAUGAACGUAAUGAUGUACUAUGUAGUUUACAUCAUGGAAGGCGCAAACAUCGCCUCUCCCCUUCUGACCGCUUCAAUCCAAUACAUCCUAAACGUUCUGCUCACCCUCCCUGCCAUCGUCUAUCUCGACCGUUUCGGCCGGCGCCCCGCCAUGCUCAUCGGGUCCUUCCUAAUGAUGACCCUCCUCUUUAUCGUCGGGGCGCUCCAAGCAUCCUACGGCUCCCCUCCGCUCGCCGACGGCAAGAAACACGACACGUCCUGGAUCAUCCAGGACAACAAGGCAGUCUCCAAAGCCAUCGUAGCAAUGACCUACCUCUUCGUCUGCAGCUUCGCUACAACCUGGGGCCCCACAUCUUGGACAUAUCCUUCGGAGAUAUUCCCGACGAAAAUUAGAGCAAAGGCUGUUUCGCUGGCCACGGCUUCGAAUUGGUUCUGGAAUUGUGUUCUUGCCUUUGCUGUCCCGCCACUUCUCUGGAAUAUCAAUUGGAAAAUGUACAUGAUAUUCGCCACCUUCAACGGCGUCGCUUUUAUCCACAUGUUCCUCACCGCCCCCGAGACAAAAGGCAAGACCCUCGAAGAAAUGGACGAAGUAUUCGACAGCGGGCUCCCCGCCUGGAAAUCCCUGCCCAAGAGCUCGCGGCUCGACCAGCUGCAGAGAGACAUCGAGGCUGGGAAUCUCAAGAUCACGGCUCCGGUCGUUGGCGUUCCUGAUGCUGUACACACUGAGAAAGCGCCUGUGGCCGAGACUACGACUGCUGAGGAGACUGCGACUGGUACUAAGGAGUAG